Molecule: messenger RNA, 1682 nt
Organism: Sciurus carolinensis (gray squirrel)
Lineage: Eukaryota; Metazoa; Chordata; Mammalia; Rodentia; Sciuridae
Gene: Mrgbp
Product: MRG domain binding protein
Exons: 6
Coding region: 65-859 (264 amino acids)
Biological process (GO): regulation of transcription by RNA polymerase II
Cellular component (GO): nucleus; NuA4 histone acetyltransferase complex
Source: RefSeq, a predicted model, not a curated record
GUGCGCCUGCGCGGAGCCCGUGGCCGCGCCUGCUCGCGCCGGGCGCUGGUCGCUCCCGGCGGCCAUGGGGGAGGCCGAGGUGGGCGGCGGGGGCGCCCCGGGCGACAAGGGCCCGGGGGAGGCGGCCACCAGCCCGGCGGAGGAGACGGUGGUGUGGAGCCCCGAGGUGGAGGUGUGCCUCUUCCACGCCAUGCUGGGCCACAAGCCCGUCGGGGUAAACCGACACUUCCACAUGAUUUGUAUCCGGGACAAAUUCAGCCAGAAUAUUGGGCGGCAGGUCCCAUCCAAGGUCAUCUGGGACCAUCUGAGCACCAUGUACGACAUGCAGGCACUGGAAGCCACAGGGGUAAGCUGGCCAGUGUGUGUCGGCAGGACUACAGCUUUCUCAGGGCGCUGCAGUGGCAUGGGCCCCUUCUUUCCCUUGGCUGCCUGUGGAGCCUGUGCCCACCUGUCCUUCCCUGGUCUGUUUGCCAACCCAGAUUGUGCUGGAUUCUGCCGGCAAAAAGAAAGAAGGCACGAGUCUGAGAUUCUUCCAUUCCCAAAUCCAGAGAGGAAUUUCGUCCUUCCAGAAGAGAUCAUUCAGGAAGUCCGAGAAGGAAAAGUGGUCAUUGAAGAGGAAAUGAAAGAGGAGAUGAAGGAAGACGUGGACCCCCACGGUGGGGCUGACGACGUUUUUUCAUCUUCAGGGAGCUUGGGGAAAUCAACAGAAAAACCCAGCAAAGACAAAGAGAAGAGCUCCUCAGACUUGGGGUGUAAAGACGGGGCGGACAAGCGGAAGCGCAGCCGGGUCACUGACAAAGUUCUGACCGCAAACAGUAACCCCUCCAGCCCCAGCGCUGCCAAGCGGCGCCGAACAUAGACACCGCGGCCAAGCAGCAGAGUCAUCUGAGCUGCAAGCCCUACUGCCUGCCCUCAGGCCCCUGGGUAAACGUGGCCAUCUGCAGGGAAGCUGUGGAGGCUCCCACCAUGUUGUCAGACCACCAGGGUCCCUGGGGGGCCCCAAAGACCAGGACCAACCCUCUUGGACGUUGAGGCCACCAAGUCCACGUCUGUCUUCUCCGGGGUUAGCUCCACCUGUGCCGCAUUGCGUGGAGGAGAGCAAGGGCGAGGGGCCAGGAGAAGGCUGCGAAUUAGCAAGCAAUAACACGGUCUCCACUCUGUCAUCAGAAAGGCCAUAGUGCUAGCCUUCCCCGGGACCUGCUCUGCGUUUACUUGUCCCUCAGAACCUCUCUUUGGCCCCACAGAGGCAUCAGGAGCGUGUGGCCCAAGUCACCACAUGCCCCACUCCCUACCUGGGAGACUAAGAACUGGAUGUUUUUCUCAUUCACUUGUACUGUAACGAUGUAUAUAAUUUGGUUGAUAUUUCACUAUUUAAUUUUUAAGAAGCCUAUUUUACUAGUGUUUUAUAUGAGAAAAAAUACUGCAGAAGUUAAACCUGUGUUGUAUUUUUUCUGAGAUGUUUUGUUUUUAGGUAACAACUACUGAGAUACUUUUUGCUCAGUUUUUAUAUACCAGAUACAGAGAAUUUAUAGUGGUUAUUUUUGUAAUUCUAGCAACUUGCAAAAAGACCAAAUGAGGGACUGGAGGGGAAGACACACCUUUGGGCUGGUGAGGCGGUGGCCUCAGUGUUGGUUGAAGUAUGCUUUCAUUUGACUACAGAACAUUAAAGCACAAAACGUCAA